GCCGCCGGCACGAGUCUGGUGGCUCUGUUGGCCGCUGUAGUGCCCCUCAGCAAUCCCGCACACAGAGCCCAACGAGCUGUCGGGAUUUACCCGCCGCCAGAGGCCGUGAACAAGCAGGAGGAGAUUCUGGAUAACUGGCUCAACAAGAAAGUAGAACCCACGAAGAAAACCAUUGAUGACAUUAUGGGCAAGAAUGGUAAGCCUCAUGGGUGA
Messenger RNA from Dibothriocephalus latus, 213 nucleotides. The record is from the annotation of a GenBank genome assembly. Lineage: Eukaryota; Metazoa; Platyhelminthes; Cestoda; Diphyllobothriidea; Diphyllobothriidae.